Molecule: messenger RNA, 2449 nt
Organism: Eubalaena glacialis (North Atlantic right whale)
Lineage: Eukaryota; Metazoa; Chordata; Mammalia; Artiodactyla; Balaenidae
Gene: TMEM200A
Product: transmembrane protein 200A
Exons: 2
Coding region: 906-2381 (491 amino acids)
Source: RefSeq, a predicted model, not a curated record
CGAGACCGGGGGUUCCAGCGAGAGGCUCGCCCCGAGGGUGGGAGUGUCCGUUUCCACUCUCUGGCCUUCCAGCCCGGAGAAGAGCUCCUGGAAGCGGGUAUUUUGUUCUCAAAGAUAGGUUUUUGUCUGCGGUGAUUCCCUGUUCUGGAAGUGCAACUUUGCGGCCGCGGCACGGGUCUUGGGGGCUGGGGGUCCUGGAGGGAGAAGAUUGGAUUUUGUCUGCAUCCUCGAGGAGGAGGCUGGCGGCGAGAUUGGGGGCGGCCGGGCCGGGGGAGUUCCCACGGGUCGUGGACGGCGUGGCCACGCUCCUGGUAGCCCGCCCGGCCCCCUGCACCCCGUCCCCAGCCUCCUCUUCGGCGCUUGGGGCGUGAGGUUUGGUGGGCAUCUUUCGGGAGCCGAGCGGAAAACUUUUCCCUUCCCAGCCCCGGUCCCUUUUGUCUUUCUUGCGCGGCGGCGGCGACGACUGAGCAGCGAUUCCCUGUCCCCUGCCCGGCUCACCGCGCCGGGUGACCUCCGAGGGCGGGAGCGCUCGGACUCCGUGCGCCCUACGGCUGCGGCCGGCGUCCCGGCGACCCACGGCGGGCACACACAGCGACGCGCCCCCCGCCCAGAGGCCGCCGCCGCCACUCCCCUCCGCCGGCCCGCACCCCUCGCCGCCCGCCCCCUCGCCUGACUCAUCCGCCUGCCGUGGCAGCGCCGCGCCCGCUGCCCGAGCCCCGCCGGGAUGGGGAGGGAGACCGCGGCUGCCCGCGGCUGCCGAGCUUCCUGCUGACGCCCCCGACCCCGCCGCCUCCUUCGCUCGGCUCCGGAGGCGCCCGACGUCCCACCAGCUCCGGGAGUGAGAGCCGCGACAGGCGACCGGACCCCCGAGGCCCCGAGCUCAGGACAGAAUAAAAGACUGAACUAUGAUAGCAACUGGUGGAGUGAUAACUGGCCUGGCCGCCUUGAAGAGGCAAGACUCUGCCAGAUCACAGCAUCAUGUCAACCUCAGCCCGCCGCCUGCUGCCCAGGAGAAGAAACCGGUCAGGCGUCGACCUCGGGCCGAUGUCGUGGUUGUUCGCGGCAAGAUCCGGCUUUAUUCCCCAUCUGGUUUCUUCCUCAUUUUAGGAGUCCUUAUCUCCAUUGUAGGAAUCGCAAUGGCAGUCCUUGGAUAUUGGCCUCAAAAAGAACGUUUUAUCGAUGCUGAGACGACAUUGUCAACAAACGAAACUCAGGUCAUCCGGAGCCAAGGUGGCGUGGUGGUCCGCUUCUUUGAGCAGCAUUUGCAUUCUGAUAACAUGAAAAUGCUUGGCCCUUUCACAAUGGGGAUUGGCAUUUUCAUUUUCAUUUGUGCUAACGCCAUUCUUCACGAGAACCGGGACAAAGAAACAAAAGUCAUACAUAUGAGGGAUAUCUAUUCCACAGUCAUCGACAUCCACACGCUAAGAAUCAAGGAGCAAAAGCAUAUGAAUGGCAUCUACCCUGGUUUAAUGGGGGAAACGGAAGUAAAACAGAAUGGGAACUCCUGUGCCUCGAGACUGGCAGCAAACACCAUUGCUUCUUUUUCAGGUUUUAGGAGCAGUUUUCGGAUGGACAGUUCUGUAGAGGAGGAUGAGCUGGUGAUAAAUGAAAGUAAGAGUUUUGGACAUCUUAUGCCACCUUUGCUCUCUGACAGCUCUAACUCUGUUUGUGGCCUCUAUCCACCUCCUUCCCAGACAACUGAUGAUAAGACCAGUGGCCCUAAGAAAUGUGAAACCAAGUCAAUUGUGUCAUCGUCCAUCAGUACUUUUACAUUGCCUGUGAUCAAACUUAAUAAUUGCGUUAUCGAUGAGCCCAGUAUAGAUAACAUCAGUGAGGAUGCUGAUAACCUCAAAAGUAGGUCGAGGAAUUUGUCAAUGGAGUCCCUUAUGGUCCCUUUGCCCAAUACCAGUCAGUCCUUCCAGCCAGUCAGUAUGAUGCUCCCAAGGAAUAAUUCCGUUGGGGAGUCACUGUCAAGUCAGUACAAGUCCUCUGUGGCCCUUGGACCUGGGGCUGGACAGCUCUUGUCUCCUGGGGAUGCUAGAAGACAGUUUGGGUCCAACACAUCCUUGCAUUUGCUCUCGUCACAUUCGAAAUCCUUAGACUUAGACCGGGGUCACUCCACCUUAACCGUUCAGGCAGAACAACGGAAACAUCCAAGUUGGCCUCGGUUGGAUCGAAGCAACAGCAAAGGAUACAUGAAACUAGAGAACAAAGAGGACCCGAUGGAGAGGCUGCUUGUACCCCAAGCUGCAAUCAAGAAAGACUUUACCAAUAAGGAGAAGCUUCUUAUGAUUUCAAGAUCUCACAAUAAUUUGAGUUUUGAACACGAUGAGUUUUUGAGUAACAACUUGAAGCGGGGAACUUCUGAAACAAGGUUUUAGUGUUGAAAAAAUAUCUUAUUUUACAAGGCUAUAUAUUCUAAACCUAUUUUCACCAGUGUUCCCUUGUU